Molecule: messenger RNA, 444 nt
Organism: Dentiscutata heterogama
Lineage: Eukaryota; Fungi; Glomeromycota; Glomeromycetes; Diversisporales; Gigasporaceae
Source: the annotation of a GenBank genome assembly
AUGGAACUACAGAAAAAUUAUAAAGAAUUUCAAGAACUUAGAAACUUGGCCAAAAUAUAUCUUAUCGUGUAUAUUGUUAUAUGUUUACUUUCAAUUCUGGUUUAUAUUAUAUUCAACUUAAUAAAAGAAGAAGGAGUUAAAGAACUUACAAACAAAAUUGUAUCUAUUUUUUCUGGAAUUACUGGAAUUGUUUCUUUACUUGGAGGUCUAUCAUCGCUUAAAAGUUUUUUUAGCAAAAAUAAAUCAAGUAACGAACAAAUAAAAAUAAAUAGCAUUAAUUCAUUUGCGACAGAUCCUAAUAUCUGGAUUUAUAAAGAUAUUCCAUUUGCGGCAGAAACAGUUAAUGUUGAACCCAUUAGUGAUUAUGAAAUAAGGAAUAAAAUAGAUGAAAUAUAUAACAAAAUUGAAGAAGAUUUAAAAGAAGCACAUUCUUACUCUCACUAG